AAGAAACACCAAAGAUAACAUUUCCUUACAAAACGUGAGGUUGUAUUUACAACAAAAUGAAAACCAGACGUCGUUUAGGUCGUAUUAGACAGGACGAAGAUGGCGAGGCUUUUGAAACUGAACUGUUCUCAGAUUUAAAUAAAGAUGAAAAUCUAGAAAAAACUCCAAAACCAAAUCAUGAUGAUGAUUCUGAUGAAGGGAACGAUGCAGGUCAAGGUGAGCUCAAUAGCGAUGAUGAAGCCCCGGAUGAUGUUGGUUUCCAUGACAGCAAGAUGUCCGUCCUGGCGGAGCUGCGAUCUGCCAUGAGGCAGGUGGAUAAGGGGAAGUCUGUGAAGAAAGAACAGCGGAGGAAACUGGACGCACAGUUCAAGGCACAAAAGGCAAAAAAACUGGAAGAACUUUCAAGUAAGAAAUUGCCAGAUGAUUUCUUGGCAACUUUGGAUGAGGCAGUUAUAUCAAAACCCAAAGUAAAAAAAGGAGAAAAAAGGAAAAAGAAUAAACAGCAAGAAGAAGACAGUAAGGAACCAGAUGUUGCUGAACCAAGUCCAGUGAAGAACUCUAGAGUCACUUUCACAGAGGACUUCAUCUCUCUGACUGACCGCGUCAGUGGUGUAGAAGUGGCAGAACUCAAGAAGUCUGAAACAGACAGUCGCACACUGAGUCAGGCUGCUGCAGCAUUCCGUCAGAGCAGACUUUAUGGUUCUCACAUACCCAGAGAGUCAAGUAAGUCUGAAACAGACAGUCGCACACUGAGUCAGGCUGCUGCAGCAUUCCGUCAGAGCAGACUGUAUGGGUCUCACAUACCCAGAGAGUCAAAUAAGGAUAGACUUGGGAAGGCAGAGAAGAGAAAGUUCAAUAGAAAAUGAAGAUAUUGCAGAGCUACCAAACUUGGGCCUUGUGGUGAUGGAGUUUGAGUCAAGUUCUGGGAAAACUGGGCUUAAUGCAUGUGCAUAAAGUCAGGGCUAUAGAUGACUUUUUGGGUAUAUUGGGUAAUUCACACCCUGUUUUUGACAACAAUAAGGUUUUUGUAAAUUCAAUAGUUUUAGCAAAAAUGUUCACCCCCUACUUUUGCGCUUUAUUGGGUUUUUCAACCCCGUUUUUUUUAAACUCAAUUGGGUUAUUUAGGGAAUGAAAUAUAUUAUAAAAUAAAAAUCUACAAAGGUUACUAUACUAUUUAUACAAAUGGAAUUCAAAAAGGCAUGUGUACAUAACAACAAACAAUUACUGAAUUUCUUAUCAAAGUUCAUUCAUUUUUGCAUUGAAUAAGACCAAGUUCUUGAAAAUCGCUGCACAAUUGAUGAAGUUAUGGCUGUUCAAAGCGAUGCACCCCGUUUUCGGGUAAUUUUAAGUUGAAAACCUUGAAAAUGAAAGUAGAAAUCGGACGGGUCUACAUAUAAUUACAAUUAUGCCCCAAAGAUUGAUAACCGCUGGAAAGACUGCCUUCUUUUCUUCAUAGGACGGCAUAUAAAUUAUCCGGUACUCUUUUGUACGGAAAAUAACCAGUCUAAAAAAUACACCCAGUGUUUGUAAGAAUUGCGUUUUGUGACGCAAGGUUUUUUACGGGAAUUACGUUAUUAAAUGUGUAUUUGUGUUUUUGUAUGCUUUAUUUUUAAUUUAAUAACAUUUUUGGUUAUUUUAAUUGCGUAAUAACGCAAAUACGCUUGUUAUCUAUAGCCCUGAUAAAGUGUACCAGAUUAGACUGUGCACAGGCUAAUCAGGGACGACACUUUCUGUAUAUUCUGGAUUUUAGUUUAGGAGACAACCUUUCAAUAAAAAAAUCCAUGCAAGCUUGCUAAGCUGUGAAGACUGCACAGGCUAAUAUACGAUGACACUUUACUCACAUGCAUUUAGCCCCGUUUUCCCAGAGCAAGGCUUGUUUGGACAGCAGACAACUGCAAGGGUUCCAGAAACAUGUGCUCCAACUAGUUGCCAGAAUAUCCAUCAGUGAAAGAAAUGUUGAAGUUAUGCGUUAGAGAUGUGGAAAGUACUGAUAUUGUGGGGUUUUUUGUUUGAAGUAUCUAGCAAACUGUAUGGAAAUCAUGUGAAAUUGAGAUAAUUAAAGAUAAUGGCCAAUAUAAGUUGAACAAUUAACAAAUAUAUGCUAAGAUUAUGGUGAAUAUGUAUAAACAUACAUUUGCAAUGUAUAAUUUUACUUACAUUUACAAUGAAAAACUAUACUGGUAUGUCACUCAUCAAAAUCAGCAGUAAGACUAGGCUUGCUCAUUUUCUGAUAUUAUUACUUUGAACCUACAAAAUGUUAGACGUUGAUAUGAACCGAAGAUUCUGGGCAAACCUGAUGCAAAGUAUACACAUGCAUUGCUUGCAGACUCGUGCAGUGCUUAUUUUGAUCACUGAUUAAAUUGUAUACCUUCUCAAGUCUUUUGUUAAAAAAUUGUGCAACACUUUUUUAACAGUUUGUCAAACGAAAGUGACAGUAUAUCAAGUUAUAACUAUGUAGAGUUUAUAACAUAACAUAGCUUUAUUCUGGCAUAAAAUAGCACAAUGCAUACUUAUAGCCAACAAUACAAUUAUAGCGUGAAAAGUGAUAGGUACAUGAACUAUUAUAAACAUUAAUUUGAGAAAGAUUAACAGAGAUGUAGGUGCCGUGCAAAUAGAAUUUGCAUGGUAAAUAUUAUAUUUAUUCACAACAAUAACAACAACAUUUAUUUGCAAGUAGGUCACUUUGAACUUCAAGUAGAGUUUAUGCGUUAUUAAGUACUGUGGAAUAAUGAGAUGAAAGUGUAUGAAAUGUGCUUAACAUGAAUUUCUUUAAUUCAUAGGAAGUAUAAUUUGUCUGUAAAAAAUUUAUAAUAUAAUGAAUAACAUUUAUUGUAAGUUUAUUGAAAUUGUGUGUGUAUUUUCUGUUUUUGUAAUGGGAGGACAUAAUCAAUGGAUAUUCUUUGUUAAGUUUUCAUGAAAACUUUCCUUUAAAUCUUUUUAGUAGAAUACAUGAAUAUUUGAAAUAAGUUUUUUAAGUGAAUUUACUCCUUUGAAUAACUUGAAAUUUUUGUUAAGUAUUUAUGUUGUUUUCGAUUUUUUGCAAAUCAGUAGAACGUUUAUGAUUCUUAUUUUAAAUAAGUUUAAUUGAUAGCUUAUGUAAAGUGAUUAUUUAAAUGGUUUAUUUAAUAUCUUUUCAGAAAUGUAGCCAGAUAAAAUAUCUGUCUUUUGUUAUAAUUUGAUGGUCAUUUAACACGCCGUCCACACUUUCUAAAUGUUUUAAAAUGAUAUAAUUAGAUAUGUCUUUAAUUUUGCCUUGAUGGUUUUAAUUAAAGUGUGUUUGGUACUUUGAAGUAACAAACUGUGAAGAAGGUAUGUUAAAUGGUGAUAAUAAAAGACACUUUACACUC
Messenger RNA from Dreissena polymorpha, 3347 nucleotides. Its product is annotated as nucleolar protein 7-like. The coding region runs from base 57 to 866 and encodes 269 amino acids. The record is from RefSeq and is a predicted model, not a curated record. Lineage: Eukaryota; Metazoa; Mollusca; Bivalvia; Myida; Dreissenidae. The transcript has 6 exons.